Messenger RNA from Rhopilema esculentum, 2536 nucleotides. NCBI's taxonomy places the organism in Eukaryota, Metazoa, Cnidaria, Scyphozoa, Rhizostomeae, Rhizostomatidae. The record is from RefSeq and is a predicted model, not a curated record.
UGUUUACACUCAGGUUCACAUUUGUGAAGUGGAAUCACUUGGAAACAUUGUUGGUUCGCAAGUAGGCCAUUGUAGCUGGGUCAUGUCCGGUACGAUAAAGGUAGCUGUCAAGUUAUUAAAAGCAGGCGUCGAUAAGAACAUUGAAAAGGAGUUCAUGAAGGAAGUACGAGUAAUGGCACGGCUGCAGCACGAUAAUGUUGUACAGCUGCUGGGAAUUUGCGAAGAGGAACCCAAAUGCAUGGUUGUGGAAUAUAUGGAGAACGGAGACUUAAAUCAGUUCUUGCAUAACUACAGCUUUUCCAAUGAAGCCUCAGGACUGGACGACAUUCCGUCAAAUAUUCUUAACGAAGAAACCUUGUUGUAUAUGUGUAUGCAAAUUGCCAGUGGUAUGCAUUAUUUGUCCUCUCAAGGUUUCAUUCAUCGUGAUCUGGCGACAAGAAACUGUCUUGUCGGUCACUCCUUCACUGUAAAGGUUUCAGAUUUUGGUAUGUCAAGGUAUCUUUAUUCAAAGCAGUACUACAGAAUCGAAGGCAAAGCUGUUCUUCCCAUCCGAUGGAUGGCUCCAGAAAGUCUUUUUUACGGGACUUUCACAAGCCAGUCUGAUAUCUGGUCCUUUGCUGUCACAGUUUGGGAGAUGUUUACGUUUGCAAGGGAAACGCCAUACAGUCAUCUUAGCGACCAGCAGGUCAUUGAAAACGCCUGCUCUGUGGUUGCUAAGCAACGCAGAAGUUUCCGAUACCUGCCUAAACCUGAUGGCUGCCCAAGCAACGUAUAUGAAAUGAUGCAAAGAUGCUGGGAAAGAUCGCCAUCAGAAAGGCCGACCUUCACUGACCUAUUUCAGUUCUUUCAGUCGAUUGUUAAUAGUACCGAAGCCUCUGUCUAACUCCACCGCCUCGUGUCUAACUCCACCGCCUCGUGUCUAACUCCACCACUUCGUGUCAAACCUCCCUCCGAAUGAAUGCUCCCACAUAAGCAUUGAAAGUCUAAAUAACGCCCCGGGCUUUUUUAAAGUUUAUAUGGUGUAUUGAUGCAGAGUUUUGAAAGUGAAAUGGUUCAUACAAAGCUGGUUGGUAUUGUUCUGCAACUGGGAAAGCCUUGUCUUGCUGCAUGACAAAAUUGUAUGUGGCAUAUUAUAUACCGUUCUUCUGUUUAUCAUUCCAGUUUAUGUAAGCAGGCUUAUCCCCCUGUAGGCGUCAUUAAUGAACACUAUUGUUGUAACGUUGUCCAACGGGAAUUUUUCCCACAUUUUCUUAUCGCUGUUUUUGCUCGUCCAUCCAAUUUCUAAAUCGAUUUAAGGUUAGGUUUUAGCGAUCAUUUCUGUGAAUGAACAAAGUACAUAGGGUUUAUAUGUGCCAGUGGUAUUGGAAAAGUUUAAAAGCUGACAGAUAACUGUCAAGGACAUUGUGUACCUAAACACCACAUGGCCAGAGCUCAGUAAGCUUUAGCCAAAAUUGCAAGAAACUUAACAAAUAAAAGAAGUCCUUGUUUUUUCCUGAUAGGGUGACUUGUUCUGCUCUUUUAUCUAGCAUUAUUGUGGUAGUUCCUCAGAAGUUUCACUGCUUUUUAAAACUUUCCUUUAAAUAAUCUUUCGUUGCAGAAAAUUAUGAAUUUAGUCACAAUGUCUUGCUUUAUCAGCCUUGAAACAUUUUAUAUUUAAUCAAAUCAGAUAUAUCCAACUUUAUAUGUAAUUCUAUUUUGUCAACAAAUUUUAGCCUGCAGCAGUGUAUUUUCGCCGACAGAUUUAAUAUAACUGUUGAACUGAAAAUAAGUAUCAUUUAGUGACUUCGACGGAUAUUAGUGUUAAAAUGUUGAGACAUUUUUUUCUUUAUCAAAGGAGAGAAUUGUCUUUUUACAUCUAAAUAUUAAUAAAAUUAUUUGCUACAGUUUGUAGGGAUCACAAAAUGUUAUUCGCUUUGUAAAUCGAACGUAUAAUAAGACUUUGUAUCAUAGCGUUAAUGCAGAAUUCGUUACAAGUAUAACGAGCUAUUUUUUUUAAAUUUAACCAGUUGCAACUUCUGUAUUUAAAUUUUUGAGUAAAUUUUAUAAUGUCCAAAUGUAACUUUCUUGUUGUAUCUCCUUUUUGCUUGAUCUGAGUGGCAAGAAACCCUGUGUUAUCAUGAGUGCUUUAGCGAUAGUGAGCCAGAAGGCUAUUUCUUGUACACAACAUCCGGUAGUGUAGAGCCGAGAAAAAUGUAAGGGGGGGGGGCAUAGCGCUUUCAUUAUAUUGUAUACAAAAUGAAUGUUUCAGUUGUUUUCGUUUACGAUCGUCAUGUUAGUGAAAAAGUAAGAUCAAAUUUUGGUGGGAAAAUAAAACGAUGGCCUCAGGAAAUAAGCAGAAUGAAUAUAUAUAAUCAGGCAAAAAUUUUGUUUGGAGAAAGUUUACUGGAAAAAUUUUUCUCAGAAGUGCCAAAAAUGUUUAUCUUUGGGCACUGGUAAAAGCGCAAAAUAUGGAUAAAGCUAAGCAAAUGGUCAUAGAGUUUUUACGCCAGGCAGCUCAUUAGUGUGAUGAAAUUGCAUAGCAAGUGGGCUACACGAA